Molecule: messenger RNA, 3483 nt
Organism: Aphanomyces astaci
Lineage: Eukaryota; Oomycota; Saprolegniomycetes; Saprolegniales; Verrucalvaceae
Exons: 9
Coding region: 1-3429 (1142 amino acids)
Biological process (GO): regulation of transcription by RNA polymerase II
Source: RefSeq, a predicted model, not a curated record
AUGGAUGCGCUAUGCGACCAUGCUCUCUUCAACUUCUCCGUGCAGGAUGCGGAUCUAAUGGACUAUAUCGAAGCCAUCCAAGGACUUCUUGUGGCGUCACCGGACACGGACGAAGACCAGGCUCUGGUCUUGAAUGCGAUCAACGUCGUGGAAGAGUACAUCCUUGCGACUCCGCACACCAAGGCCACGUACUCGUACCUUUUGCCCAGCGUGAGUCUACUGAAACAGGAGCUGUCGUACUACGUCUCAGUCCCGUCGACGUUGGACGUUCCCGUGAUCACGGACGACGAGCAAGGAAGCAUGAGUAGUCCGAGCAGCAUCGAUCGCGACAUCGAUACGUCCAUGGUCAUUGAGGAAGUCCCCGACAAGACACCGGUCAUUCGGUGCAACGUAUGCUGGGGCGAGGAAUCGUUCGUGAACGACUGCAUCGUCAUCUGCGACGAAUGCGACGUUGCUGUCCACGAGUCAUGCUAUUCCAUCCCACACGUGCCCGAGUCGUCGUGGUUCUGCAACUUUUGCGACGUCCAGCGGGUCGCGCCGGCCGAGACAUGGGAACCCGUCGGCAAAUGCCGCGCUUGCCACCUCAAAGGCGGGGCGCUCAUGCCGUCGCAUGUUCCCAACACAUGGGUCCACAUGUCGUGCGCGAUCUACCUCCCGGAACUGUACUUUCUCCACCACAACGUCGUCGGACUCGACGCGCUCAAACCCCGGCGGAAGCUCAAGUGCAUGUUUUGCAAACAACCCAACAAGGGCGCGUGUGCCCAGUGCGCGCACCCCAAGUGCACCGCCAGCUACCACGUCCAAUGUGCGCUGGAGCAUGGCGUUACGUUUCACGAUACCAGUGGCACUGGGACGUCGUACACGAGCCUGUGUCCAACCCACCACCUCCGUCGUCCACUACCCCUCAACCAGGUUUGUCCAACCCAGCCAGAAACAACCAAGACUACUACCACGGAUACCAAAGUGCAGCGGAAUAUUCAACAGUGGCUGUCUGAACCAGUGACUGAAGAUCCGCAACCAAACCGAGUGGCAACCACCCCGAAACCCCGAACCCCCGAACCCCCGACCCCCCGAAACCCCGAAACCCCGAAACCCCGAAACCCCGAAACCCCGAAACCCCGAAACCCCGAACCCCCGAAACCCCGAACCCCCCUUCCCAUGAGCCAUCCCCCGUCGUCGUCAUUUUCCACGUUUCGACCGUCGAAACACCUCGCCCAAGUAUUUGUCCCUGCGAACCCAACCGCGUCCGACGACAAUCUGGUGCUGGUUGUUCUGCCCCAGCUCCCCCUCGGCAUGGACUUUGCCUACUCGGACGAGUCUGGGAAGAAUCCUCCUUGGACGAUCCAGGACGUAUCGAACCCGCUCCUGCGCGGCGCCGUGGACUCUGGCCUCAUUCAAAAGGGAGACCAAGUCGUGGCAAUCAACAACGUUUCGCUGGAAGAAGGCGGCGGCGUCACGCCUGCCCAGCUUAGCUCGACCAUCCUACCCCAAAACCCCGACCAACACUCUGUUCAAGUGUGGCUUCGACGAGCGAGGACUUGUAACACGGACGACGUUGAUUGGCCGUGGGGGUUUCUUCGAAGCGACGGCAAACUCGCCAUGGUGCCCGUGUGGCAAGAGAUGGCCGACGUGUACUUUUCCCCCGUCUCUGCCAAGCCAUCGAUCAAGUACUUUCGGGCGUAUUUCCAAAACACGGCCGACUCGCGUCAUGUUCCCGCGUUAGGGUACGCAGUCCCGCCCGUGGUGCGCCGCCACCGCCGCGUAUCCAUGCAAGCGAAGAACAUGACCAACAUUCUCAUACAUCCCCCGCUGGACGAAGGCGACAUGGUCCAAGUGGCGGCGCGGACGUGGCCGGGUAUCAACAAGCUGGGCGGGACGGGUCGGAUCAAAGCCAAGCACGUGGUCGAUGGGCAGAUGAUGUACGACAUUGCGUACAUUCUGGGGGGGGCGGAAAAGGGCGUGGAGAGGCAGUACAUUACACCCGUGUCGGAAGACAAUCCUGUCAACAUGAAUGCAUCUGUGAACCAACAAGAGGAGGACGAGAUUGAACGAUGGACCGUCUAUGCCGAAUAUACCGCCUACAUUCAACACCACCCGAGCGUCCAGAGGAGGGCACAGGACGACGGGUUCCACUUGACAUUUCAACAAGUGAUUCGUGAUGAAGAAGAAACGCUCCAAGAAAUCACAAACAACAAGAACGAUACUACAGUAAGAGAAGCCAUGUAUGGACAGGUGGUGGUGACGGCAGUCGUGGGUCAAGACGAGACGAUGAUGGAAGAAGAUGAGAUUCUGCGGGAACUGGAGAUCUGCCAAGGCCGUCUGGACCAAUUGGAGGCCGGCAUUCAGGCGCAACUGACACCCGUGAUGGAGAAACUCUCGAAAGAGCGAAAGGAUCUGUACGAUACCAAACUGGAGAGGCUUGUAGCCAGUCAAGUGGAAGUCACGUACAACCAACUGAUCAAUCUCCAGCACCAACACGACAAUAUGAACGACUCGUCAGACGAUGAAGAACAAGACGACGAACCCCGAAACCCCGAAACCCCGAAACCCCUUGGCGACCAACAUGCUCCAGUACAAGAACAAGAAGAAGAAGAAGAGGAGCGGUUGAACCCGCUGUUUGCGUCGAUUUCCGAAUCCACGGGCCAUGUGUGCGUUCUGUGCGGUGUCUCAGGCGGGGACUUGGCUGCGACGUCUUGCGGCCACAAAGCGCACAUCAUGUGCUUGUUGUACACGCCGGAAACGUACUUUGAACAUGCGAUGGGGUUUGGCGUGGCGAAUAUCCCACCUCGUCGCAGAACACUCGUGUGCGCCUUGUGCAAAACGUCCACGGGCGUCAACAAGAUCCAAUGCCACGCCAAAAAGUGCACCAAACCCAUGCACGUGCAGUGUGCGUUUGUGGCGGGGCUACUGACCACCCAUCCGACCUUUUGUGGAUGGUGCCCCAAACACUUGAAACUUGCGGAUGCCGCCACCCAAGCGUCUGUGGAUUUGCCGCCUCAUCUUCAAACAACCAAGCGAAAGUUCAUACAAGAGCACAAACAGCAACGAGUGUCGAAACCACAAGACGACAAGACCCAACCACCAGUAAAAGUACCAGUAGAAGUACCAGAAGUAGUAGAAGAAAAGGCGACCAAGACCCCCGUGAUACCAGCAAAAGAACCUCGGCAUGAAAACCAAGUGUUUCAAGUGGGAGACACGGUGGACGUGUUGCCUCGGCUAUGGGCGGGGAUCAAUAAACCUGGGGGAGUUGGUCGUGUCAAAGCCAGACACGACACACCUGACACUGGGAUGAUCACGUACGAUAUAGAGUACGUGCUUGGGUGUCGAGACAAGAACGUGCCUCGAAUGUACCUGACCAAGUAUACACCCCCGACACCCAACCAGCACAAGACACUGGCCAAACGACGACGGACCACCAACACAUUAUAAACCCAACAAGUAUAUAUGUAUAGUAUAAUAUAUACAUCUGGAAUCCUAACAUCA